This is a messenger RNA of Micropterus salmoides (largemouth bass), 1839 nucleotides long. RefSeq names its product caspase recruitment domain family, member 9 (gene card9). Gene Ontology annotation, biological process: positive regulation of canonical NF-kappaB signal transduction; regulation of apoptotic process. The transcript has 13 exons. The record is from RefSeq and is a predicted model, not a curated record. The coding region runs from base 152 to 1759 and encodes 535 amino acids. Lineage: Eukaryota; Metazoa; Chordata; Actinopteri; Centrarchiformes; Centrarchidae.
CUCAGAGAAAACGGAAGCAGAUCAACGACAGACACAGACGGUUAAAAGAGACGGACAGGUGUGUGAGACGGCAGCAGAGACCCUGCAGGUGUGUGUGAGCACUAUAAAUACACAGAGUGUGUACUAGUACUCGGGGAGUGUACUCAGAGCGAUGGACGGGGUGAGUGAGGACGACCUCUGCUGGCUGCAGCUGGACGACUUCAGGAUGCUGCUCAUCAAAACCAUCGAGCCCUCCAGGAUCACCCCGUACCUCCGCCAGUGCCAGGUGAUCGGCGCUGAUGAUGAGGAGCAGCUCUUCAACGACCCCGCCCUCGUCAUCAGGAGUAGAAAAGCCGGAGCCCUGCUGGACAUCCUGCAGAGGACCGGGGUCAAAGGUUACACAGCCUUCCUGGAAAGUCUGGAGCUGGAUUAUCCUCAACUGUACAGCCGCAUCACCGGGAAGGAGCCCAACAGGACCUUCAGCAUCCUCAUUGACACAGCAGGUGAAUCAGGUCUGACUCAGUUCUUGAUGUCGGAGCUGAGCCGCAUGCAGAGGGCGCUGCAGGACGAGAGGAGGCGUCGCCAGCAGGCCUGCUCCCUCGCCAAGGAACAGGAGGUUUGGUCUCGGCAGCAGCAGCUGAGGGACCGCGAGCUGAAGAAGCUGACUGAGCGCGUGCAGAAAGUUCGGGAGGAGCGGGACCGGCUGAAUGAGGAGGUGAAACAGUUCAGAGAUCACAACUACAGUCUGAUGGCGGACAUCAACGCUCUGAGCCAGGAGAAGAGCAACGCCCUGCUGGCCAACAGGGACCUGCAGAUAGAGGUGGAGCGUCUGAAACACACGGUGCAGCGAGCUGAAAGUCAGACUCGCCUGCUGAGAUGCCGAACACUGAGGCAGCUGCAGAAGAGCAGGGGUGUGGCUCUGCCCACAGAGACCUUCUUCCACCCCAACAGAGCGGAGGAGCAGAAAGAGGAGGAGCAGGAGGAGAAAAAGGAGGAGGAGAAGGAGAAAAAGGAGGAGAAGGAGAAAAAGGAGGAGAAGCAGCAGCAGCAGGACAGUCCAGCUCCUCCUCAGAUGAACCUCCUCACUACAGUGUUCAGACUGAGGACAGACCUCCACAGAGCCGAGGAGAAGAGAGCCAGGAGCCUGGAGGAGAAGGAGGAGCUGCAGCUGCGCUGCGCUCAGCUGAAGGAGGACGUCAGGAUAUACCGACAACGAAACAAACAAACCCUCAGACACCUGGAGGAGGUGACCGGGGAGCGGGACAAGGCUGUGUCGUUGCAGUCGGAGAAGCAUGAGGAGGUGCGGCUGCUCCUGCAGGAGAAGGACCAGUACAGAGAGCUGGUCAGACAGCUCACUGAGAAAUUUGAUAGGCUGGAGCUCAUGCUGCUGAGGUCACAGGGGGAGGAGCUACAGUUGAGGACACGCCUCCGCAGGCUCACCUGUAAAACUCACCAGUGUGACAGGAGCAGUGAGGAAGAGGAGGAGCCCGCAGACAACGCCGAUAAAGGCAGCAGCGAGGAGGUGCGCAGUGGGAUGUCGGGGGAGAACGAGGAGGCGGCGGCCCCGCAGGAGAACAGCUCAACACCGGGAGGAGCCACAGAGUCUAAACAGAAGCCCAGGACUGCUGCAUCAUGGGAGACGGGGACAGACGAGUCCAGAUUUCAACCACACUUCUUUUACCGCAGGAAGCGUGCCGUCAGGUCGAAGCUCUGCUGCAAAGAGUACCCCGCCGGUAACCUGGACGACAGCAGCAUCAGCGACAUGAGCGACUCGGACUGAACUUGGUUCUGUCAGAUCUUUCUGUUAGUGAAGAUGUUGAUUUGGUUUCUGAACAUUUUGAAUAAAGUUCGUCUGCUUCA